AUGGGCGAAGGGCCAAAGCAUGGUGUUUACGUGGGAAAGGCCAGAGACGUGACCUGUCCCGGAGAUCACGUCACGUACGAGUUCGUGGUUUACACCAGCCACAGGUGCAGCUUGGAAUGCAUUCCAGAGAAGAACUUCUUCCAUGGAGGACAACCGCCGUGGAAGUGCGAAGGCAACUACGAGGUGGACGAGGAUGAUAUUGUCAUGGAGGUUACCCAGCAGGACGUGACUGGACCACGGCGUGACAGCGAUGUGCACUUGGAGAUAUCUGGCAAUGACGUGACGUUUCGAAAGACACGGCUAGCUUGGGUUGGAGGACCACCCGCCUUGCCUUCACAGGAUCCGGUGAAGCUGAAGAAGGCACAACUUCAGAAAGAAGAAGAGGAAGCUGCCCGGCGAAAGCUGGAACUGGAAACCGCACGAGAGGAGAUGGACAAGGAACGUGCCAGACAGGAAGAACUAGCACGGAAGGAGAAGGAGGAGUUGGAGCAGCUGAGAGAGGAACUUCGGCGACAGAGGGAAGCACAAGAGGCAGAGGCUGCAAAGCGACGAGCAGACCUGGAGAAGCAGAAGGAAGAGCUAAGAGCAAUUGAAGAGGAGAAGGCUCGCUUAGCACGUUUGCGACAAGAGGAGUUUGAGAGCCAAGAGGCCCAUGAGCGAGAGGCGAAGCAGGUGCAGGAGGAACUGAAUCGUCAGCGCGAAGCUUUGAAAGCCUUGGAGCGAGAACGCGAAGAACUCAAAGAGCAGAAAGAGAAGGAAGCACGACAAAAGCAACUGCAACGAGAGGAACAAAAGCAUGAAGCUGCCCAAAUGGCAGCAGAGGGGUCCAGCAGCGGAGCGUGGAAAAUGUCGACCAGGAUCAGAGUGCCUGACUAA
Messenger RNA from Durusdinium trenchii, 876 nucleotides. NCBI's taxonomy places the organism in Eukaryota, Dinophyceae, Suessiales, Symbiodiniaceae. The record is from the annotation of a GenBank genome assembly.